Papaver somniferum (opium poppy) is the source of this 579-nucleotide messenger RNA. RefSeq lists its product as uncharacterized. NCBI's taxonomy places the organism in Eukaryota, Viridiplantae, Streptophyta, Magnoliopsida, Ranunculales, Papaveraceae. The transcript has a single exon. The record is from RefSeq and is a predicted model, not a curated record. Bases 1 to 579 code for a protein of 192 amino acids.
AUGGGAUAUAAAGAUGCAGAAAUGACACCUACACCCUAUAAUGUUCAUGGAUUCAAUAAAGCAGUUACAAAGCCAAAGGGAGAAAUCGUGACGCGAAUAUUACUGGGAGAGGUUGAAACAAAGAUAACACUGUGUGUGAUUAACAUUGAGUCACCAUACACCAUGUUGUUGGGAAGACCAUGGGUACAUGGAUUAAAGGCAUUAGCGUCAAGGUUACAUCAAUGUAUCAGGUUUCCAAUUCCAAGCGGUAUAGGUGAAAUCAGAGGAGACAUUAAGGCGGCGAAUACUUGUAAUCAAAUAGAUGUGCGAAAUUAUGAAGGGCGAGCAAAGAAACGAAAUGAUAGAUGGAGAAAAACAAAAGAACAAAGGAAAGAAGAGGAGUUUCGAAUAUACAUGAUAAGAGCGAAAGAAGGAAAAGGAAUACCAGGCGAAGAACCAGCAGAGGAAGGAAGACGAAUUAAAGAAAUUAAGGAACCAACACAUAUGAGGGAACCAAAAGCGAAUUUUACUGCAGCAGAACCAACAAAAGAAAUAAAUAUAGUAACUGAAGAAGAACCAAAAUUAUUGAAUUGGAACUAA